GGAGCGGGGACCAGGGACCAGGCCGGGGCCGAGGUGAUUUAGACACCCCCAGAAAAACGGUGCCUGUGAUGUUUGAUGUUUGAACGAUGGCAGCGAACGACAGCGUGAACAUCUUGAGCUCUGCUUACCUGGCAGUGGAGUACAUAGACUCUUUCUUGCCUGAUAACCCACUGCAGCAGCCGUUUAAAAAUGCCUGGAACUACAUGCUGGACAACUACACCAAGUUCCAGAUCGCCACCUGGGGAUCGCUCCUAGUCCAUGAAGCUUCGUACUUCCUGCUCUGCGUGCCUGGAUUUGUCUUCCAGUUUAUACCGUACAUGCAAAAGUACAAAAUUCAACAGGAUAAACCAGAAACAUGGGAAAAGCAGUGGAAAUGUUUCAAAACACUCCUCUUCAAUCACUUUUUCAUUCAGCUGCCUCUGAUUUGUGGUACCUAUUACUUCACAGAAUAUUUUAACAUUCCUUAUGAGUGGGAAGAAAUGCCUAGAUGGUACGUUCUGCUGGCCCAGUGUUUCGGAUGCGCCGUCAUCGAGGAUGCCUGGCACUAUUUCCUGCAUAGGUUGUUGCAUCACAAGAGGAUAUACAAGUAUAUCCACAAGGUUCACCAUGAGUUUGUAUCUCCUUUUGGAAUGCAAGCCGAGUAUGCCCAUCCGCUGGAAACGCUUAUCCUUGGAGCUGGCUUUUUUAUUGGGAUUGUUGUUUUCUGUAACCAUGUGGUUCUUCUGUGGGCAUGGGUGAUAUGUCGCUUGAUGGAAACCAUUGAUGUGCACAGUGGCUAUGAUGUUCCUCUGAACCCCCUUCACCUGGUGCCUUUCUACGCGGGGGCUCGCUUCCACGAUUUCCAUCACAUGAACUUCAUCGGCAACUACGCUUCAACCUUCACGUGGUGGGACAGGCUCUUCGGUACAGACUCUCAAUUCAUUGCCUACAAAGAAAAAGAGAAGAAGCAGCAGCUCCUAAAGAAAAAGAAGGCUAACUGAGCUUCCAGUGCAAACCUACUGAUGCUAAUACUGGCAUUCUACUUUGCUUUCCUUUAAAGCAAAAUGAUGGUCGGGUAUUAAGCAUAAAUCGUGUUCCUUGGCUACUAAGUGGUAGGGAAAAACUGCUAAUUACACUGCAGUAUCUUCCUAAUGGGAAUGCUUUCUAUUUUAUACGUAAGUGCUGCAUAUGUAUGUUAACUAAAGACUUAAAGAUGAUGAAGAAAAUUUUAGGUCACUUGGGUCCACUUGUGUGUGGAAAUUUUAUUCAAUGUUAUCUUUAUUAUUGCCCACUUUGGAUCUAGGUUGCAGUUCUAAAUGUACACCAAAAUUGGAUGUAAUUUUUUAAAAAAUACUACUUAAAUUUGUAAUAUGAAAACAGCAGAACAUAUGAGCUGCUGUCAGCACUAUGUUAUUUACAUAAUGGAUAAAAUUUGCUUAAAACCAAAACAUCUGUUAAUAAGGAGCUUGGGCAGGCCGUUUGCGCACUGAAUAAUGCGAACUGUUAAUAGCAGAAGAGCUGGCUGAAUGUUAGUUAGCAGAGACAUUCCUGAUCUUGAUUUAUUACAUUAUUUUAGAUUACAGAUAGAAAGGAUAGAAAUUUUUAUUUGAAGAAACCAUUUUUGCUGCUCUCUGAAGUUGCUCUGUCAGUGUAAUUAGCAUUUACAUUACAUUCCUUUCUGUGUGUUGUAAUAUGCUGAACUGACUUGUUGCUAUAUUUGCACUUGUGACUGAUGGAAUAAAUGUGGUUUUGGUUUGAGGUGUAUUAGACCUUUCAUAUGUUUUUAAUACAAAGUGACAAAAAUGGUAGAAUAUGAUGUAUAACUGUUAAUGAAGAAGGAUUAUUUUUAAGUGGCUUUCUAAAAAGUUUACAGAUUAAAUGGUUUUAUAGAGACAGUAAAAAAUAGAAGCUUUGAGAACAUCUUGUGAAUUAUUUGAUUUUGUGUUUUGAAGGACUUAACUGCUACACUGGGUAGCUSUAGCUCUUGAGCCAAGCACACUUUCAAGUUAGGCUAAAGCUUUUACAGGUCAAGGACCUUUAGGUGUUAAGAUUCUGGUUUGUACUACUGAGAAAC
Molecule: messenger RNA, 2053 nt
Organism: Nothoprocta perdicaria
Lineage: Eukaryota; Metazoa; Chordata; Aves; Tinamiformes; Tinamidae
Gene: MSMO1
Product: methylsterol monooxygenase 1
Exons: 6
Coding region: 87-980 (297 amino acids)
Biological process (GO): sterol biosynthetic process
Molecular function (GO): C-4 methylsterol oxidase activity; iron ion binding
Source: RefSeq, a predicted model, not a curated record